AUGGCAGUGCCCUUUGUGGAAGACUGGGACUUGGUGCAAACCCUGGGAGAAGGUGCCUAUGGAGAAGUUCAACUUGCUGUGAAUAGACAAACUGAAGAAGCAGUUGCGGUGAAGAUUGUGGACAUGAAGUGUGCUGUAGACUGUCCAGAAAACAUUAAGAAAGAGGUCUGUAUCAAUAAAAUGUUAAAUCAUAAGAAUGUAGUGAAAUUCUAUGGUCACAGGAGAGAAGGCAAUAUCCAGUAUCUAUUUCUGGAGUACUGUGGUGGGGGAGAACUUUUUGAUAGAAUAGAACCAGAAAUAGGCAUGCCUGAACAAGAUGCUCAGAGGUUCUUCCAUCAACUCAUGGCAGGGGUGGUUUAUCUUCAUGGUAUUGGAAUAACUCACAGGGAUGUUAAGCCAGAAAAUCUCCUAUUGGAUGAAAGGGAUAACCUCAAAAUCUCUGACUUUGGCUUGGCAACCGUGUUUCAGCAUAAUAAUCGUGAGCGUUUAUUGAACAAGAUGUGUGGCACUUUACCAUAUGUUGCUCCAGAACUUCUAAAAAGAAAAGAAUUUCAUGCAGAACCAGUUGAUGUUCGGUCCUGUGGAAUAGUACUUACUGCAAUGUUGGCUGGAGAAUUGCCGUGGGACCAGCCUAGUGAUAGUUGUCAGGAAUAUUGUGAUUGGAAAGAAACAAAAACAUACCUCAACCCUUGGAAAAAAAUCGAUUCUGCUCCUCUAGCUCUGCUGCAUAAAAUCCUAGUUGAGAAUCCAUCAGUAAGGAUUACCAUCCCAGACAUCAAAAAAGAUAGAUGGUACAACAAACCACUCAAGAAAGGGGCAAAGAGGCCCCGAGUCACUUCAGGUGGUGUAUCAGAGUCUCCUGGCGGAUUCUCUAAGAAUAUUCAAUCCAAUUUGGACUUCUGUCCAGUAAACAAUGCUUCUAGUGAAGAAAACGUGAAGUACUCCAGUUCUUAGCCAGAACCACGGACAGGUCUUUCCUUAUGGGACAGCAGUCCUUCAUACAUUGAUAAACUGGUGCAAGGGAUCAGUUUUUCCCAGCCCACAUGUCCUGAUCAUAUGCUUCUGAGUAGUCAGUUACUUGGCACCCCAGGGUCCUCACAGAACCCCUGGCAGUGCUUGGUCAAAAGAAUGACACAAUUUUUUACCAAAUUGGAUGCAGACAAAUCUUAUCAAUACUUGAAAGAGACUUGUGAGAAAUUGGGCUAUGAGUGGAAGAAAAGUUGUAUGAAUCAGGGUGAUGGAUUGGAGUUCAAGAGACACUUCCUGAAGAUUAAACGGAAACUGAGUGAUGUUGUGAGCAGCCAGAAGGUUUGGCUUCCUGCCACAUGA
Molecule: messenger RNA, 1329 nt
Organism: Hippopotamus amphibius kiboko
Lineage: Eukaryota; Metazoa; Chordata; Mammalia; Artiodactyla; Hippopotamidae
Product: serine/threonine-protein kinase Chk1-like
Exons: 2
Biological process (GO): mitotic G2 DNA damage checkpoint signaling; protein phosphorylation
Cellular component (GO): nucleus; cytoplasm; site of double-strand break
Molecular function (GO): ATP binding; protein serine/threonine kinase activity
Source: RefSeq, a predicted model, not a curated record